ACUUCUUCCCCGUUUUGGUGUUUGUUGGCGGUGAUGGUGGCGCAAGGGGUCAUGGAGACCAGAACCAGCCGGAGACCGUGCAGCAGCGCCCAGCAACACUUACUGCUGGCGGUCGCUCUCAUCGCAUGCAGCUCGCAACUACUGGUGGACGCCAACUCCUGGUUGUCGUUAGCGAUGAACCCUAUCCAGAGACCGGAGAUGUACAUCAUCGGGGCCCAGCCUCUGUGCAGCCAGCUGACGGGACUCUCCCAGGGGCAGAGGAAGCUGUGCCAGCUCUACCAGGACCAUAUGGUCUACAUUGGCGAGGGGGCCAAGACGGGCAUCAAUGAAUGUCAAUACCAGUUCAGGCAGCGGCGGUGGAACUGUAGCACAGUGGAUAAUGCAUCCGUGUUCGGACGCGUCAUGCAGAUAGGCAGCAGGGAGACAGCCUUCACCUAUGCCAUCAGUGCAGCAGGCGUGGUGAACGCGGUGAGCAGGGCGUGUCGGGAAGGAGAACUCUCUACCUGCGGAUGCAGCCGCGCCGCUCGACCCCGUGACCUACCGCGUGAUUGGCUGUGGGGUGGCUGUGGCGACAACGUCAACUAUGGCUACCGUUUCGCCCGGGAGUUUGUGGACGCGCGGGAGAGAGAAAAGAACUACCCUCGAGGCUCCAUAGAACACACUAGAACAUUGAUGAACCUACAGAACAACGAAGCAGGGAGACAGUCGGUGUAUAACCUGGCCAAUGUGGCGUGUAAGUGUCAUGGCGUGUCCGGCUCCUGUAGCCUGAAGACAUGCUGGCUCCAGCUGGCAGACUUCCGCCGCGUCGGAGAGUUUCUGAAGGAGAAGUACGACAGCGCCGCCGCCAUGCGCAUCGGACGCAAAGGAAAACUGGAGCAGGUAGAUAAACGCUUCAACGUCCCGACGCCCGAGGAUCUGGUCUACACCGACCAGAGCCCAGACUACUGUCUGAAGAACGACACCACCGGCUCCAUGGGAACUGGGAGACUCUGUAACAAGACGUCAGAGGGGAUGGAUGGGUGUGAACUCAUGUGCUGUGGGAGAGGAUACGACCAGUUCAAGACCUAUAAGCAUGAGAGAUGUCACUGCAAGUUUCACUGGUGUUGUUAUGUCAAGUGUAAGAGGUGCACUUCACUGGUGGAUCAGUUUGUCUGCAAGUAGCGAAGGAAGGGAGGGAGUCUGGACGAUGGUGAAGGGAGGGAGUCUGGACG
Oncorhynchus masou masou (cherry salmon) is the source of this 1211-nucleotide messenger RNA. Its product is annotated as protein Wnt-5b-like. Gene Ontology annotation, molecular function: cytokine activity; frizzled binding. The record is from RefSeq and is a predicted model, not a curated record. Gene Ontology annotation, biological process: neuron differentiation; multicellular organism development; canonical Wnt signaling pathway. Lineage: Eukaryota; Metazoa; Chordata; Actinopteri; Salmoniformes; Salmonidae. Gene Ontology annotation, cellular component: extracellular region.